AUGUUUCCUACUCGUGCUCUACUGGCGCGCUCCGUGUGGAAGGGCCCGAAUAUCGUCCCUCUCCCCCUCCCCCGGAAACUGCCCGCUCCCCCCGGUACACCCCCAAUCAAGACACAGAAGCGCGCAGCAACCAUCCUGCCCAACUUCGUGGGCUUGCGGUUCGCGGUGCACAACGGGAAGACAUACCAGGAUGUUUUGAUCACGGAGGACAUGGUAGGGAGGAAGCUGGGGGAAUAUGUCCCGCUGGAAUUGGAUAGGACUCGCAAGCGCUUCACGUACAAGCAGUCGAAGAACAAAUAG
Aspergillus clavatus NRRL 1 is the source of this 300-nucleotide messenger RNA. Its product is annotated as mitochondrial 37S ribosomal protein uS19m. Gene Ontology annotation, cellular component: ribosome; cytosolic small ribosomal subunit. The transcript has 4 exons. The record is from RefSeq and is a predicted model, not a curated record. Bases 1 to 300 code for a protein of 99 amino acids. Gene Ontology annotation, biological process: ribosomal small subunit assembly; translation. Gene Ontology annotation, molecular function: structural constituent of ribosome. NCBI's taxonomy places the organism in Eukaryota, Fungi, Ascomycota, Eurotiomycetes, Eurotiales, Aspergillaceae.